This is a messenger RNA of Aedes albopictus (Asian tiger mosquito), 1911 nucleotides long. RefSeq lists its product as uncharacterized. Lineage: Eukaryota; Metazoa; Arthropoda; Insecta; Diptera; Culicidae. The transcript has 4 exons. Bases 1 to 1911 code for a protein of 636 amino acids. The record is from RefSeq and is a predicted model, not a curated record.
AUGAGUGAGGGUAGUGCUGGUCAGAUCCCGUCGCAAAAUGGGAACCAGCAGCCUCCAACGAACGUUCAGCAGCAGUUUCGACCGCCGCAGUUAGUGAAUGUGCCCCCUCCCAGUGCGAGUUUUCCUCCGCCCGGACAGAUGAACCCGUACUUACUGUGGUUCCAGCAGCAGCAGCAAAGUUAUGUUGCAGAGCUUUUCCGGCAGCAGCAGGAGAUGAUGCAGCAGCAGCAAUCGUUCAUGGCCCGGCAGGAACAGUUGAUACGGAGCAUCCUGACGUCGAUCCAGGUGCAGGUUCCGUCGAAUCCGGAGGCGAUAUUGGACUCGCUCGCCAGCAAUAUAAAGGAGUUCCGAUACGAUCCGGAAAACAAUGUGACGUUUGCUGUUUGGUACAGUCGGUACGAAGAUCUUUUUGAGAAUAAUGCCAGCCGGCUGGACGGGGAAGCGAAAGUGCGUUUGCUGAUGCGGAAGCUGGGGAUGUCGGAACACGAAAGGUACGUCAGUUUCAUUCUACCGAAAGCGCCGAAGGAGUUCGACUUUCCGACGACGGUGAAGAAAUUGAGUGCUUUGUUUGGUGCAGCCGAGUCCGUCAUCAGUCGGAGAUAUCGUUGCCUGCAGAUUUCGAAGCAGCCGCAGGAGGACUACGUGUCUUAUGCGUGCCGCAUCAACAAAUCAUGUGUGGAGUUCGAGUUGUCCAAGCUUUCGGAGGAGCAGUUCAAGUGCCUCAUGUUUAUGUGUGGACUGAAGUCGGACAAGGAUGCGGAACUGUCCGAAGAGUGUCAACGAUUGUUAAAUUUGCGACACGAUACGGCGAUGAUCGAGGAGCACUCGACCGCCGUGAAUGACCUGAGGACGAACAAGCAGCGAUUCAAGAGUGGAUCACCGUCAAAAUUCCAUCUGUCCGGUGGAGAGAAAAGUGGUUCCGGAUCAAGUAGCGGCAAGGCAAUUCCGAAAAUAGCGUGCUGGCUCUGCGGAGGAAUGCACUAUGCCAGGGAAUGCAGCUACAAGAGCAGCAAGAGUGCAGCGAAGCUCAAGCCCCAGCGAUGGAAGCAAAACGUCGCAUCGACGAAAGUAGUGACCGUCAACUCAUACAGUAUGCAGCAGCGUCGGAAGUACGUGCCGGUCGGGAUCAACGGAUCGCCAGUGCGUCUACAAAUCGACACCGGUACCGACAUCACCAUCAUUUCUUCGGAAUCGUGGCGCAGUACUCCAGCCAGUGUGAGCAAGCUACAGGCCGAGUUCCCGCGAGUGUUCGCUGGUAGUCUCGGGCUCUGCAAGAAAGCGAAGGUGCAGUGCCAGCUGAAGACCGGAGUGACCCCUGUGUUUCGGCCGAAGCGUCCGGUUGCGUACGCGAUGUACCAGGCAGUCGACAACAAGCUGGACCGAUUGGAACGUACGAAGAUCAUCACACCGGUAGAUUUUUCGGAGUGGGCAGCUCCGAUUGUGAUGGUUCGCAAGGCGAAUGGGAAGAUCCGAAUCUGCGGAGACUAUUCGACGGGACUGAAUGAAGCGCUGCAACCUCAUCAGUAUCCGUUACCUCUGCCGCAGGAUAUCUUCGCCAAUCUGGCAAACUGCAUGGUCUUCAGUCAGAUUGACCUGACGGAUGCGUUUCUGCAAGUGGAGGUGGACGAAGGCUCUCGUAACCUCCUGACGAUCAACACGCAUCGUGGACUGUACCGCUACAACCGUCUUCCGCCGGGAGUGAAAGCUGCGCCCGGAGCAUUUCAACAGCUGAUCGACACGAUGCUAGUCGGAUUGAAAGGAGUGAGCGGCUACCUGGACGACAUUGUUGUUGGCGGCGUCGACGAAGAAGAUCACAACAGGAAUCUUCGUGCGGUGCUGCAGCGGAUCCAGGAGUUCGGAUUCACCAUCCGAGCGGAAAAAUGUAGCUUCGGGAAGAGCCAAAUCCGCUAG